Molecule: messenger RNA, 875 nt
Organism: Ipomoea triloba (trilobed morning glory)
Lineage: Eukaryota; Viridiplantae; Streptophyta; Magnoliopsida; Solanales; Convolvulaceae
Product: dirigent protein 19-like
Exons: 1
Coding region: 12-608 (198 amino acids)
Source: RefSeq, a predicted model, not a curated record
CUCAGAGCUAUAUGGCUUACAAAUUAAUGGCCCCAAAGCAAUACUGCAUUCUUAUUCUUCUACUAUUCAUCUUUCCAGAAGAUGCUACCUGCAAAUCCCACCACCAUCAUCACAAGCAUCAGCAAGAAUAUGAACUUACAUCCCUCCAUUUCAGCCUCUUUCAACACGAAACCAUAAAUAAAACCGGCUACAUCAUAGUGAAUGGUGUUGCAGGGCCGGGAGUUAGUCAAACAACCACCCCUUUCGGUACCUUGUUUGCCUUCCAAGAUCCGAUGACUCUCACUGCAAAUCGAACUUCAAAGAUGGUCGGCACUGCUCAAGGGACAUCCAUCACAUCCAGUUUGGACGGGAUGCAAAGCAUUUCCAUCGCUAAGAUCACACUGAAUAUGAAGCGCCACAAAGGUUCCAUAUCGAUUGUUGGAGCAACAGACAACUUAAAGCCGUCAGAUCAUCCUGUCGUGGGAGGCACUGGUGAUUUUUUAUUUGUUCAAGGCUAUGUGACAUCUUCUCCUGUGAAUCUAAAGGGGAUGACAGUUACCUACAAGAUUGAGUUUCACCUCUACUGGCCUCCAUAUGCCACUCAAAAGAGGCAAAAGACCUCGAUAUAGGGGUGGAACAUCUUUUGCUUUCUUGGAGGUAUCCUCAGAUGUUCCAAAUCUAUAGAUAAAGCCUAUAAAGCAUUCCUGUUGUGAAGUUCUUUCCAAUGAAAAUAAAUUUAUGAACUUGCCAUUUAGCAGUCUAUUACUCCAACAUUAUAUCCAAAUAAGACAAAUACAUAUAGUUGUCACAAUACAUGUAUUGGUCCAUUUCAUGGCAUGCAUUAGAUAUUUAAAAGUCAAAAGUAAACAACAGACAACAGUUUUCAGGGUAUUUAU